This is a messenger RNA of Aspergillus aculeatus ATCC 16872, 2255 nucleotides long. RefSeq lists its product as uncharacterized. Bases 258 to 2042 code for a protein of 594 amino acids. Lineage: Eukaryota; Fungi; Ascomycota; Eurotiomycetes; Eurotiales; Aspergillaceae. The record is from RefSeq and is a predicted model, not a curated record. The transcript has a single exon.
CCGGGAGAGACCACCACCCCCACCACCAAUCACCGUGUGAAGAUCCUCAAUGCGGGAGUGAGAGGAGUAGUAUGAGCAGAAGAGGUUCAAUUUAAAAGGAAAAGGGAUUCCCGCCCUUUCACGCUCAGGACUGGCAAGCCAUUCAUCCACUCAUUCGUUCGAUACGCUGAUCACUCGUUCAUUCUAAUCAUCAGAUUCUUUCAUCACCUGCUUCUUCCUCUUCUUCUUCUUCUUCUUCUUUUUCUUCUGCCUCCAGCAUGCGCUACCCCACUUGCGGCAGCGUCACCCUUGCGGUGCUCGCCGCCAGCAGCCUGGCGAAAGCCCGCUCUAUCGCGCAAUUGUGCACUGUCUCGAAUGUUCAAGCCUCCCUCCCUGCCAAUGGCACGAUUUUGGGUAUCGAGAUGCUCCCCUCGACGGUGACUGCCAACACCGUCUACAAUGCCACGGCGGGAUCGGGCCCUGGCGGCUCGACCAGCACCUCCUCUGCCACCUACAACUACUGCAAUGUCACCGUUGCCUACACUCACACGGGUCGUGGGGACCGCGUCGUGCUCGAGUAUGCGUUCCCCGCCCCGAACACCUUCCAGAACCGUUUCUUCGUGGCGGGUGGUCAGGGUUUCUCCCUGGCCACCGACGCGACGGAGGGUCUUCCGUUUGGCGCGGCCUCUGGGAUCACGGAUGCGGGAUACGAUGCCUUCACCACUUCCUACGACGAGGUCAACCUGUACGGCAACGGCACGAUCAACUGGGAUGCCGCCCACAUGUUCGGCUACCAGGCCCUGGGUGAGAUGACCAAGGUCGGCAAGGUGAUGACCACUGGGUUCUAUGGUCUCGACAGCAAGCCUUACACCUACUACUACGGAUGCUCCGAUGGUGGGCGCCAGGGCAUGAGUCAGGUUCAGCGCUGGGGCGAUGAGUACGAUGGUGUCGUGGCGGGCGCCCCCGCCUUCCGCUUCGCCCAGCAGCAAGUGAACCACCUGACGGGUGUCACCAUCGAGCAGACGAUGGACUACUACCCGCCUCCCUGUGAGCUGAGCAAGAUCGUCAACGCGACGAUUGCCGCUUGCGACGCCCUCGACGGUCGCACCGAUGGGGUGGUGUCCCGCUCCGAUCUCUGCAUGCUGGAAUUCGAUCUGUCCUCUAUUGUUGGCGAAUCCUACUACUGUGCGGCCCAGAGCUACACCUCCCUGGGCUUCGGCUUCAACAAGCGUGCGGAUGGGAGCUCUACCACUUACCAGCCGGCGCAGAACGGCACCGUCACCAAGGAAGGUGUGGAGCUGGCCAAGGCCUUCUACAAGGGUCUCCACAACUCUAAGGGCGAGCGCGCCUAUAUCUCCUUCCAGAUCGCUGCCGAGAUGUCGGAUGCCGAGACCGAAUACGAUUCCUCGACCAGCAGCUGGGGGCUGGAUAUCCCCUCGACCGGUGGCGAGUACGUGGCCCGCUUUGUCGAGCUUGUCGAGGCCGACAAUCUCUCCAACCUGGACAAUGUGACCUACGACACCCUGGUUGAUUGGAUGAACACUGCGAUGGUGCUGUACAUGGACAGUCUUCAGACCACGGUUCCCGAUCUGACCACCUUCAAGUCUUCGGGGGGUAAGCUGCUGCACUUCCACGGCGAGUCCGACCCCAGCGUGCCCACCGCGUCUUCCGUCUACUACUGGCAGUCUGUCCGCGAGGCCAUGUAUGGGCUCGCCCGCUCCUCUACCAAGGACCUCACCGAGCUCGCCGAGUGGUACCAGCUCUACCUGAUCCCCGGAGCCGCUCACUGCGGAGCCAACGACCUGCAGCCCAACGGACCCUUCCCGUCAAUGACCACCUUGGUGGAGACCAUGAUCGACUGGGUCGAGAACGGCGAGCAACCCGCGCGUCUCAACGCUUCCGUCUCCUCCGGCCCUUACUCGGGCGAGGUCCAGCGUCUCUGCCAGUUCCCUAAGCGUCCCCUCUGGAAGAACAACAAGAACGACUUCGAGUGUGUCUUCGACGAGAAGUCCUACGAGUCCUGGACUUACUCCUUCCCCGCCUUCAACAUGACCGUCUACUAAACAGGUGUGGGGAAAAAGGGGGUGAUUGGGAUUGUCUCGGGGUCGGAAUGGAAUGGCGUUCAUUUCCUUUCCCUUUCGAAUCUGUCCUUGUGGUUCCAACCUUAAGUCUUUCAAUUUUUUGCCUAGCGCACCGGGAAAAGAGCCCCCUUUCUCCUUUCUUUUUUUCUUUUUUGUAACCAUAGCUUUUGUAGUCUAGUCCAAUCUGAUACUCUC